CCUCCAUGAAUGCUCGGGCGGUCAUUGCCUGACCAGAAAACCACUGCUAGUCAUGGCCAUGCUGAGUUUAUACUGAAGAUAAGUUCGGGCCCUGUCAACUGAUUGUCUAUAAAACCUCGGUACUCGUGUUGGCGGGGCCAGGCGAAUCGUCGCGCGUCGCGUAAAACAACAUCACACUGACUUCAGCCUCAGCAUACAAGAGGACCAUGUGAGAACUUCAUACGGCCCAAUACUACUCAAUCAUUGUUAACACUUGUCAAACAUAUCUUCAGCUCAAAUUUAAUACAAAUGGAACGGUGCUAGUACAACUUCAUAUUCAUCAUGUCAACCUCACCUACAAAACAGAGCAUCCCCAACCUUCCCCCGCCCCAUCUUGCACCUUCUCUCCUCAACCCUCCACCCACACCUCGCUCACGCGCACUCAGGCGACUACAAUCAGCGCAUACACUAGGCCAAUCGAACAAUCAGCCUUCACUGAUAUCGCAGCAACAUAAGCAAGUCCUGCAGAGGACCCAUUCGCCCGCGAACAGCACCUCAGUCUCCCAUCACAGUCGAGGACGGUCGAAUAGUGAUGCGACAAACAUGUCGAUUCCCAACCCAGGCUCUGCCGGCAGGCGGCCAGUUCAUUCGAAGAAACCAAUAGCUGCAGAUACGCUGUCUCUCGACCGACUGGUGAGAGAAGGACCUCCAGAUGGAGAUGUAAUUGGCGCAUUGGAAACAGUGAGGUUGAAGAUACUGGAUCAAGGAAUAAAGAGUGAUACAGACGGCAUGUCAUCCCUCAGAAUAUACAUAUGGCUCAUCCUGCUUAAUGCCCCCAUCCUCGAAACCGACGCCUACCUUGCCCUCAUCCACCGUGGAGCUUCACCCGCCUAUUCCAAAAUCCGUAACGAUACCUUCCGAACCCUAGCCACCGACCCCCUCUUCCGUAGACGAGUCAGCGAAGCAAGUCUCAUCCGGCUACUAAAUGCAGUAGCAUGGAAGCUCCAUGACGCGAAAGAGGAGCGGGCAGACACUCUUUCCAAGUCAAGUAAUAAGCUCACGCAUACAGCAAAUGCACAUGGUAGCCCAGAAUUACAAAAUGCGACACCUGCUAUGAAGUCUAGAGCUCGAGCUCUUACUUUGACAACAGCGGGCUCUGAUGUGGGUACGUCGGAGCCAGGUACAUAUGUUCAGGGUAUGAACGUACUGGCUGCUCCAUUCUUAUAUGCGGCCCGGAGUGAGGCUGAAGCUUUUGUUGCUUUCCACCGAUUCAUCACCGUGGAGUGUCCUGGCUAUGUGCGUGGAGCUAUGGACGGAGUGCACAAGGGACUCGCCCUGGUGGACAAAGUUCUGGCUAUCGUUGAUCCCAAACUAAGCCUCUACUUGAUUGGUAAGGGUAUGAACGCAGAGCUCUACGCUUUUCCUUCGGUUCUGACACUUUGUGCCUGUACGCCUCCCCUGCCGGAAGUUUUGCGCCUCUGGGACUUUUUGUUUGCUUACGGGGCUCAUCUCAAUAUCUUAUGCAUUGUGGCGCAACUUGUUAUUCUCAGGACUUCUAUUUUGAGUUCUCCUAGUCCCACGAAGAUCCUGCGGUCGUUUCCGCCUCUUCAGGCCGAGACUAUCAAAGCUGUUACGUUGUCUUUAAUCAAGAAGAUCCCUGACGAUGUUUACGCCGAAAUAGUAGCUCACGCCAAAUGAUUUAUGAUCUUUGAGCAUCGCAUGGCGUUUUGGGCUGCUGAAAACUUGGGCAUUAUCGGACUUGCAUGAGAAAUGUGUUAUGACUAGCAUUUCAGGCGCUUUUGGGAUGGGCUGGGAUGUGUGAUAAACGUGUACUAUCAAAAAAAUAAUGUUGACCAUGAUUGAU
Cadophora gregata is the source of this 1843-nucleotide messenger RNA. RefSeq lists its product as uncharacterized. Gene Ontology annotation, molecular function: GTPase activator activity. Gene Ontology annotation, cellular component: mitotic spindle pole body. NCBI's taxonomy places the organism in Eukaryota, Fungi, Ascomycota, Leotiomycetes, Helotiales, Ploettnerulaceae. The transcript has 3 exons. Gene Ontology annotation, biological process: activation of GTPase activity; negative regulation of septation initiation signaling. The record is from RefSeq and is a predicted model, not a curated record. The coding region runs from base 322 to 1677 and encodes 451 amino acids.